Halteromyces radiatus is the source of this 1319-nucleotide messenger RNA. RefSeq names its product peptidase M24, structural domain-containing protein. The coding region runs from base 5 to 1219 and encodes 404 amino acids. The transcript is spliced from 6 exons. The record is from RefSeq and is a predicted model, not a curated record. NCBI's taxonomy places the organism in Eukaryota, Fungi, Mucoromycota, Mucoromycetes, Mucorales, Cunninghamellaceae.
CACCAUGUCUGGAAUGGAACUAACUACCAAUUAUCCUCCUUCCAAGUUCCAAGCAGAUAAUGACUUGACAAAUACAAAUGUUAUUGGAAAAUAUAAACAUGCUGCUGAUGUUGUUAAUUCCAUUCUUCCUGAACUUGUUAGUCGAGUCUCUCCUGGUGUAUCUAUCUGCGACCUUUGUCAAUAUGGUGAUGAUCUUAUUGAAGCCAUGACUUUGACUGAAUAUAAGAAUGCUGAACGUGGUAUUGCUUUUCCUACUUGUAUUUCUGUCAAUAAUCUUAUUCAACAUGUAUCUCCUCUUUUGGAUAACGAUUAUCUUUUGAAGGCUGGUGAUGUUGUGAAAAUUGAAUUGGGUGCCCAUAUGGAUGGUUAUAUUGCCACUGCUGCUCAUACAACUGUGGUAUCACUUGAUCUUAGUCAACCUAUUACUGGUCCUGCUGCUGAUGUGAUCUGUGCUACUUAUUAUGCUUGUGAAGCUGCUAUCCGCAUGAUGAAACCUGGUGUCAAAGCGUCUGAAAUUACUAGAACGAUCAGUGAAAUUGCAGCCUACUUCCGAUGCAAACCUGUCGAAAACACUUAUUCCUCAACCAUCAAACGAUUUGUGCUUCGCGGUGGUAACGAUAUUGAAAAUGGUUUCCCUGAAGAUAUGAUUGUACAAGAUUUAGAAAAGUAUGAUUUUGAAAUCCAAGCAAAUCAAGGAUAUCAAGUGAAUGUGAUUUUGACAACAGGUGACGGCAAGACUAAACAAUCAGAAUACAAACCAUUCGUUUACCAACGUGAUGUCAACAAAUCAUAUCAACUCAAAAUGAAGGCAGCCCGUGCAGCAUUUAAUGAAAUCAACGAGAAACAUACCGUCUUUCCUUUUGCCACUCGUGCUAUGUCCAAUAGUCAAACUCGAUUGGGUCUUGCCUCUUUAUUGAAUCAUGAACUUGUUACUUCUCUUCCCGUAUUACGAUCCAGUUUGACAAGCGAUAAGGUAGCUCAAUUCAAAUCCACUGUCUUGGUCACUCCUACUGAAGCCUUACGCCUUACUUUGUCAACCAAAUUGCCUUUUGUUCAUUCUCAAUAUUGCAUACCCGAACCUACCAAUGCUGCUCAAAUUCUUCAUUCUGGUUCUAUCAAUCAAGUUAAGGCUUCUAGAGGUUUGCCUCAAUUGGAUGUUACUUUUGGAGAAAGACGCAUCGAGACUGAAGACACUAACAUGGAUAUGGACAUGGAAUAGUUCUUUUUAGCAUCAACUUUCUUUUUUUUUUAUCAUCAUCCUUUUAUUAUUAGCAUUACAUAGAAACAAUUCAUUGAUGUAUUUUUUUUUUAUUAUUAUU